AUGACGGCCGUCAGUCCCGAGCAGGCCAUGGCCGACCUGAAGCUCAACGGCGCAACGGCUUCGCCGAAGCAGAAUGGCUCGACUGGCCCGAACGUGACAUCAGGCGACUUAGAAAAUGGCAACUCCGAUGAUGAUGAAGCCGAAGAAGGUGAGGAGGGACAUGCCGGAGCGGGAGAGGGCGCUGCGAAGAAGAAGAAAAAGAGAAAGCCGCGCAAGAAGAAGAAGGCCGGCGCUGCAAAGGGACAGACCAGCCCACCAACAGUCAAGGUGUCGGAUCUAUUCCCCAACAACACCUACCCUGUCGGCGAGGAGGUUGAAUACAAGGAUGAGAACGCAUACCGCACGACCAGCGAGGAGAAGCGACACCUCGACCGGAUGAACAGCGACUUCUUGAGCGAUUACCGCCAGGCCGCAGAAGUCCAUAAGCAGGUCAGGAAGUAUGCGCAUAGUGCUAUCAAGCCUGGCAUGAGCUUGACGGAAAUCUGUGAGUUGAUUGAGAACGGCACUCGUAACCUGACCGGCCACUCUGGUCUUGAAGAGGGCGACAACCUCAUUGCUGGCGUCGCCUUCCCGACUGGCGUCAACCUUGACCACUGCGCUGCUCACUACUCGCCCAACGCGGGCAACAAGACGGUCUUGAAGGAAGAGCACGUCAUGAAAGUCGAUUUUGGCGUCCACGUCAAUGGCCGCAUCGUCGACAGUGCGUGGACCGUGGCCUUCCAGCCGCAGUACGACAACCUGCUCGCCGCUGUCAAGGACGCCACGAACACUGGUGUUCGCCUCGCAGGAAUCGACGCACGUUUCUCUGAAAUCGGCGAAGGCAUCCAGGAGGCUAUGGAGAGCUAUGAAGUCGAGCUCAAUGGUCAGACGUACCCCGUCAAAUCGAUUAGGAAUCUGAACGGGCACACGAUCGGACAGUACAGCAUCCACGGCGGAUCAUCGGGAAAAAGUGUUCCGAUCGUGAAGGGAGGGAGCAACGAGAAGAUGGAGGAGGGCGAGGUGUACGCCAUCGAGACCUUUGGCUCGACGGGCAAGGGUGUGGUCAGAGACGACAUGGAGACGUCUCACUAUGCGAAGAUUGCGGAUGCGCCGAAGGCCGCUCUGCGCGUUGCGAGCGCGAAGACGCUGCUGCGUUCGAUCGACAAGAACUUUGGCACGUUGCCGUUCUGUCGUCGGUACUUGGAUAGGCUGGGGCAUGAUAAGUAUCUGCUGGGAUUGAACAAUCUCGUGCAGGCUGGUAUUGUGCAGGAUUACCCGCCGCUGGUGGAUAUCAAGGGGAGUUACACUGCGCAGCUGGAGCACACGAUCUUGCUCAGGCCGAAUGUGAAGGAGGUCAUUUCUCGUGGCGACGACUACUGA
Saxophila tyrrhenica is the source of this 1359-nucleotide messenger RNA. It is a transcript of the gene MAP2, whose product is annotated as Methionine aminopeptidase 2. The coding region runs from base 1 to 1359 and encodes 452 amino acids. The transcript has a single exon. Gene Ontology annotation, biological process: proteolysis. Gene Ontology annotation, molecular function: metalloaminopeptidase activity. The record is from RefSeq and is a predicted model, not a curated record. Lineage: Eukaryota; Fungi; Ascomycota; Dothideomycetes; Mycosphaerellales; Extremaceae. Gene Ontology annotation, cellular component: cytoplasm.